Messenger RNA from Strongylocentrotus purpuratus (purple sea urchin), 1761 nucleotides. Its product is annotated as sperm-associated antigen 6. Gene Ontology annotation, biological process: cilium movement. Bases 165 to 1691 code for a protein of 508 amino acids. The transcript has 9 exons. Gene Ontology annotation, cellular component: microtubule cytoskeleton. Gene Ontology annotation, molecular function: microtubule binding. The record is from RefSeq and is a predicted model, not a curated record. Lineage: Eukaryota; Metazoa; Echinodermata; Echinoidea; Camarodonta; Strongylocentrotidae.
UAGCAACGAUCACUUUGCCCGUGCACACUUUGUUUACAGGCUAGGCUAACAAACAACAAGGAGAAAGGCCAAAGCCCAUCAAAUUACGAAAUAAAGUCUAGAUCUACGCUAAUUUAUCUGAAUAGGCAAUUUUAAUUGCAGUGGUGACAUCAAUCAAGAAAAUCAUGAGUUCAAGACAAGUAUUGCAAGUGUUUGAGCAGUAUCAGAAAGCCCGCACCACGUUUGUCCAGACAGUUGCGGAGCUAGCGUCAAGACCACAGAAUAUUGAAACUUUGCAAAAUGCAGGUGUUAUGUCCCUGCUUCGUCCUCUGCUGCUGGACAUUGUACCCACAAUUCAACAGACGGCAGCCUUAGCUUUGGGUCGCUUGGCCAACUAUAAUGAUGACCUUGCAGAAGCAGUGGUAAAGGGAGAUAUUCUUCCUCAACUUGUCUACUCUCUUGCUGAACAAAAUAGAUUCUACAAGAAGGCGGCUGCAUUUGUUCUUCGAGCCGUAGCCAAACAUUCUCCUCAGCUUGCUCAGUCUGUGGUAGACUGUGGAGCGCUGGAUGCCCUUGUUAUCUGCUUGGAGGAGUUUGAUCCUGGUGUCAAGGAGUCAGCAGCUUGGGCCCUGGGAUACAUUGCCAGACAUAAUGCAGAGCUUGCCCAGUCCGUGGUUGAUGCCGGAGCUGUACCUCUGCUCGUUCUAUGUAUCCAGGAACCUGAGCUGUCCUUGAAGCGUAUUGCCGCCUCUGCUCUGAGUGACAUCUGUAAGCACUCACCUGAACUGGCUCAGACUGUUGUUGAUGCCGGAGCAAUCGCUCACCUAGCUCAGAUGAUUCUCAAUCCUGAUGCCAAACUUAAGCGUCAAGUAUUCUCAGCUUUGAGUCAGAUCUCCAAGCACUCCGUGGACCUGGCCGAGAUGGUCGUUGAAGCAGAGAUCUUCCCUGCUGUCCUAACCUGUCUCAAGGACCAGGACGAGUACGUGCGUAAGAACGUCGCCACUCUGAUCCGUGAGAUCGCCAAGCACACACCGGAGCUGUCUCAGCUGAUCGUCAAUGCUGGGGGCGUGGCUGCCGUGGUAGAUUACGUCGGUGACUCGCAGGGUAACGUGAGACUGCCUGGUGUCAUGAUGCUGGGAUACGUAGCGGCUCACUCAGAGAAUCUGGCAAUGGCUGUCAUCGUCUCCAAGGGUGUCACACAACUAGCUAUCACGCUUGCAGAGGAACCAGAGGAUCACAUCCAGGCUGCAGCAGCAUGGGCUCUAGGUCAGAUAGGUCGUCACACCCCAGAGCAUGCCAAGGCUGUAGCAGUGGCUAAUGUCUUGCCUCGUCUGCUGCAGUGCUACAUCAGAGCGGAUGCCUCAGAGGACCUCCAGACAAAGGCCAAGAGAGCUCUGAAGAACAUCCUCCAGAAGUGCAUUCACCUACCAGCCCUCGAGCCUCUCCUUCACGAUGCCCCACCCAACAUCCUCAAGCACGUGGUUGGUCAGUUCAGUAAGGUACUUCCCCACGAUGCCAACGCCCGUCGUCUGUUUGUGACCAGCGGCGGUCUCAAGAAGGUGCAAGAAAUCAAGGCGGAGCCCGGUAGUGCCUUACAUGAGUACAUCGAUACCAUCAACAACUGCUUCCCUGAGGAGAUUGUCAGGUACUACUCCCCUGGUUAUUCAGAUGCCCUGCUGGACAGAGUCGAGCAAUACCAACCGGUUGCCUAGACGACAAACACCGCUACAGCUCCAACCUACCUUCCUGGACAGCAAGCAAUCACACUUUGUUUUCAGAAAA